This is a messenger RNA of Cavenderia fasciculata, 405 nucleotides long. RefSeq lists its product as uncharacterized. The coding region runs from base 1 to 405 and encodes 134 amino acids. Gene Ontology annotation, biological process: protein import into nucleus. Lineage: Eukaryota; Evosea; Eumycetozoa; Acytosteliales; Cavenderiaceae. The transcript has 2 exons. Gene Ontology annotation, cellular component: nuclear pore central transport channel. The record is from RefSeq and is a predicted model, not a curated record.
AUGUUUACACCAAACCAUAAAAAAGAAUCAACUGAAGCAGAAAAGGUUAUGAUGGAUCUUGUCUUUCAAUCUACGCAAGCUGCUGAAUCAUUUGUAAUGGUUUUAAUUAAAUUUUAUCAAGAGAAUUCUGUUAGCAUAUGGAAUGGAACAGAAUGUAAAGGAGUUGCAAACAUUGAAAAGCUCUUGUCUGAGCUACCACAAACUGCACACACCAUCGAUACAUACGACGCACAACCAAUCUAUAGCGUCGAUAAGAAAUUAACAAACAUUUUAAUAACCGUCAGUGGAAAAGUAGUCUACGCCGGAACUGCCAAUCACGCAUUCAACCAAACUUUAGUCCUCGCCAAAGACCCAACCACUCAAAACUUUUAUCUAGCUCACGAUUGUGUUAGAUUAACUUCCUAA